Molecule: messenger RNA, 1524 nt
Organism: Prunus armeniaca (apricot)
Lineage: Eukaryota; Viridiplantae; Streptophyta; Magnoliopsida; Rosales; Rosaceae
Source: the annotation of a GenBank genome assembly
AUGGCGUCUCGGAGGGUCUCUUCGGUUCUGUCUCGUUCAUUCACUUCUGCUUCUCUGUUUUCUGCAGGGAGGUCUUCUUCUGUGGCUAGAGGAAUUGGUAAAUAUAGCACUGAUGCUUCAUUUGAGGCACCAAUCAUUCCAUCGGUUAAAGUAAAUUAUACUCAGCUUCUAAUUAAUGGACAAUUUGUAGAUGCAGCAUCAGGGAAAACUUUUCCCACAUUGGACCCCCGAACUGGGAAUGUGAUUGCUCAUGUUGCUGAAGGCGAUUCUGAAGAUAUAAAUCGGGCAGUUUCUGCUGCUCGCAAGGCCUUUGAUGAAGGACCAUGGCCAAAGAUGACAGCUUAUGAAAGAUCAAGGGUCCUUUUCCGCUUUGCUGAUUUGGUUGAAAAGCAUAAUGAUGAAAUUGCAACCCUUGAGACUUGGGAUAAUGGGAAGCCAUUUGAACAGGCUGCUAAAACUGAAGUACCAAUGAUUGUGCGUUUUUUCCGGUACUAUGCUGGAUUUGCGGAUAAGAUUCAUGGUCUCACAGUUCCAGCUGAUGGAGAGUAUCAUGUUGCGCCUGCCUUAGCGUGUGGCAACACCGUUGUUCUGAAGACAGCAGAGCAGACACCAUUGUCUGCUCUAUAUGUAGCAACGCUGUUGCAGGAGGCUGGACUUCCUCCGGGUGUUUUAAAUGUGGUUUCAGGUUUUGGUCCAACAGCCGGUGCAGCGCUUUGUAGUCAUAUGGAAGUUAAUAAGGUUGCUUUUACUGGAUCAACUGAUACCGGAAAAAAGGUACUAGAAUUGGCUGCCAAAAGCAAUCUUAAGACUGUAACUUUGGAGCUUGGCGGGAAAUCCCCAUUUAUUGUAUGUGAGGAUGCUGAUGUAGAUAAGGCUGUUGAGCUGGCACACUUUGCUCUCUUCUUUAAUAUGGGUCAAUGCUGCUGUUCUGGUUCUCGUACAUUUGUACAUGAAAGAGUAUAUGAUGAGUUCAUAGAGAAAGCAAAGGCCCGUGCUGAGAAACGCAUUGUUGGUGAUCCAUUCAAGGGUGGUGUUGAGCAAGGUCCUCAGAUUGAUUCAGACCAAUUUGAGAAGAUCCUGAGGUACAUUGAUUAUGGUAUUAAAAGUGGAGCUACACUGGAAACUGGAGGAGGAAGGCUUGGCACAAACGGUUUCUAUAUUAAGCCCACUGUAUUCUCAAAUGUUAAGGAUGACAUGCCAAUAGCACAGGAUGAGAUUUUUGGUCCAGUGCAGUCCAUCUUGAAAUACAAGGACCUUGAUGAGGUGAUAAGAAGGGCAAAUACUACGCGAUACGGGCUUGCUGCAGGGGUCUUCACACAAAACAUAGAUACUGCAAACACAUUGACACGCGCAUUGCGGGUCGGUAGUGUAUGGAUAAACUGCUUUGAUGUCUUUGAUGCUGCAAUUCCUUUUGGAGGGUACAAGAUGAGUGGACAUGGAAGAGAAAAGGGCAUUUACGGUCUUUCUAAUUACUUGCAAGUUAAGGCUGUUGUCACGCCCCUGAAAAAUCCUGCAUGGCUAUAA